CAUGACGCACACAGAGGUUUUACGCUGCCUCGGCAAAACUGUCUAGAAUUUCCCAUUGGCUUGCCCGGCCCGGAGCCGCUACUGUUUUACCCUGCGGGCAUGUGUCGGAUAAAGUGUGCCACGUCAAGAUAUCGACAACAAGGAAUCACGUCGUGCAUUUUACUCCAGACCCAAACCUGACACCAUAGAUCCCGUGCCCUCGAUGCCUGAACGCAAGAUUCUCUGCCUUCAUGGCGCUCAGUUAUCGUCGGAGCUCUUCAAGUUGCAGCUGAGACCAUAUCUCAACCGGCUUGAGACGGAGCACAAUUGCUCAUUCCACUUCGUCAAUGGCCCUGUCCCCACCGAGCCAGAGGCAUCCAUAGCCGCAUUUUGGGACCAGCCAUGCUACCGGUUCUUCCACUGGGCUCCGUCUCCCAUUGAGUUCCAGAUGAGCCAAGUCUAUGAGGCCUACAAGUUCCUGUACAAGGUGAUCGAGGAGCACGGCCCCUUCGACGGCGUCAUGGGGUUCUCGCAGGGCUCCGUCGCGAGCGUCGCCCUGAUGCUGCACCAUGCGGAACUCCACCCGGAGAGCCCCCCGGACGCGCUAUUUCGCUUUGCGAUACUCUUCUCGAUCCCCAAUUUGCCCGAUGAGGAUUCCGACGGCAGCCCAUUAUCGUGGGGGAAGAUCCGGAUUCCGUCAUUGCAUAUCUGCGGCGAGGCAGACGAGGAGUGGUUUGAGAUGUCUAAAUUGACGUUUGAAAGGAAUUGCGAGGAAGGCACGGCGAGAAUCAUCGUUCACAAGGGUGGCCAUUUGGUCCCGAAGGACCAGCCCACGGUGGAUGAGAUCCUCGGAGCGAUUGGGGAGCUGAUCCAAAAGGCUGAUGGUGCGUAGAGCCGAAACUGGGUAUAAACUAGGAUAAAUGUCUUCCAUUAUUCCCGAAACAGCAAC
Messenger RNA from Phialemonium atrogriseum, 928 nucleotides. Its product is annotated as serine hydrolase FSH. The record is from RefSeq and is a predicted model, not a curated record. Lineage: Eukaryota; Fungi; Ascomycota; Sordariomycetes; Cephalothecales; Cephalothecaceae. The coding region runs from base 203 to 871 and encodes 222 amino acids. The transcript has 3 exons. Gene Ontology annotation, cellular component: cytoplasm; nucleus. Gene Ontology annotation, biological process: secondary metabolic process. Gene Ontology annotation, molecular function: hydrolase activity.